This is a messenger RNA of Eucalyptus grandis, 1755 nucleotides long. Its product is annotated as disease resistance protein RUN1-like. The record is from RefSeq and is a predicted model, not a curated record. Gene Ontology annotation, molecular function: ADP binding. Bases 1 to 1755 code for a protein of 584 amino acids. Gene Ontology annotation, biological process: signal transduction; defense response. Lineage: Eukaryota; Viridiplantae; Streptophyta; Magnoliopsida; Myrtales; Myrtaceae. The transcript has 5 exons.
AUGCUCCCGACCACCUCGACGUCGUCGCUGCACCAGAUCGCCGUUGCUGCUCCCCACCCGACGAAGACGUCCCCACAGCCGCCUUACCAUGCCCUCGUUGCGAACAGACAGGUUGACACGCGCAACUUCGUGAACCAUCUCCACAAUGCUCUUGAGCGAAACAAGAUAAGGGCGUUCCUUGACCAAAGUCUGGAAAGAGGACUAGAGAUUGCACCAGCAAUCAAUGAAGUAAUAGAGCAGUCGAGGAGCGCCAUUGUGGUCAUCUCUCAGACCUUUGCCUCCUCGCCGUGGUGCCUGGACGAACUGGAUAAGAUCCUUGAUUGCAAGGAAAAGAAAGGCCAGCUGGUGUUCCUCAUUUUCAUGGAUGUCGACCCCAGAGAAAUGCGUGAGCAGUCCGGAUCUUUCACGUGGAUCGGCCAAAGCGAGAAGGGUUUUGGGCAGGAGAAUGCCGACAAGGUCCGGAGGUGGAGAGACGCUCUCCGAAAAGCCGGCAACCUCACUGGUUGGUCUCUUGGAAACAGACUUGAAGCGGAAUUCAUCCAAUAUGUCGUGGAGAAAAUCUCGAGAAGACUAAGUUGCUCAUACACGAGCCUAUUUGCUUUCCAUUCAGUUGCGUUAGAUUCUCAGGUACAAGCGUUGUUCUCCUUACUCCGAUUAGAGGUUGAGGAGGUCCGAAUCCUGGGAAUUUCCGGCACAAGGGGGAUAGGAGACCCUUUUGCUAACAUUCUCAGCGAUGGAGUUUCAGAGUUCAGCAAUGAUAUUCAUGUAGUAACAAAUUUCAUGAGGAGUAAGCUUCACAACAUGAGGGUUUUGUUGGUGUUUGAUGAUGUUGAAGGAUUGUUGGAUCCAUUGUGCCGCCUCAUCAAGGCAAUAAACUUAGGCUUGGGAAGUAGAGUUAUUUUGAUCCCCCAACAGGAAGAAACCUUAAGCGGUUUAAGGGGGGAAAUCUUUAAGGUAAGAUCAUUGAAUGAUGAUCAAGCUCUCGAGCUUUUCAGUUGGAAUGCAUUCUGCGAAAGAUAUCCCAAAAGUGAUUAUAAAAUGCUCUCAAAUUGUUUCACUAGUUUUUCUAAAGGGCUUCCUUUGGUACUCACCUUGAUGGGUUCUUUCUUGAAUGGCAAAAGCAUCAAGGAAUGGCAAAGAGCUUUUGAUCAAUUGAAAGAAAUCCCUCAGGGAAAGGUUCAUGAAAUACCGAGGAUUGUUAUCAAUGGCUUAGAGGCCAACGAGAGGAUGAUUUUUCUUGACAUUGCGUGUUUUCUCAAUGGAUAUGACAAAGAAGAGAUCAUCAAAUCCCUAAACCAAUGCGGGGUCCUUGCGAAUAGUGGGAUUGAGAUUCUGGCUCAAAAGUCACUUGUAUACAUUGAUGAAAAUAACAAAAUAUGGAUGCAUGAUUUGAUUCAAGAAAUGGGUAGACGGAUCGUGAUUCAAGAGUGCCCUAAUAACCCUAGUAAGCGAAGUAGAAUAUGGCAUCAUGAGGAUGCUCUACAAGUGGUUAGGCAAAACUCGGGAACAAAGGCUAUUGAAGGCAUUAAAUUAGACAAGAUAGAUGUACAAGACUUGAUCUUGCAUGCAAACUCAUUCAAAAAGAUGAAGAAGCUUAGGCUAUUUAUGAUGGCCGAUCACGUCCUUGACUGUGGACCGGCCGGACAUCUAUCAGAAAAGUUGCAGGCACAUUUCGCACGGAACGGUGGUAUUAUGCUUGCGUUUUGGGAGGUGCUGGUGAAGAGAAUUUCCAAGUUCUGGUCUCGUGGAGCUUGA